AUGCAAGAUGUGAAGAAAGUCCUUGGAAAGACAAAAAUUGGUCUUUCAGAUCUCUACGAGAAUGUUAUUUCCUUAGUACAUCUUACUCUUCUUGGAUACGAUACAUCUUUCGGUCAAAUUCAGGCAGUUAAUCUUACACAAGAUUCCCAGAUGAUGACAAAGGCUCUCGGUUACUUAGCAUGCUCUGCACUCUUCGACUCCAAGUCAGAUCUCAUUGUUCUCAUCGUAAACUCAACACAACGCGAUCUUUCAUCCGGCCAUCCAACAUCCAUGGCCCUUGCCUUAACAGCAAUUGCCCAACUUGUUACUCCAGAGCUUAUCCAGCCAGUUAUUGGAUUUGUUGGCCAAUGCCUUAACCACACAGUCCCAUUAAUCAGACAAAAGGCCGUAAUGUGCGUACACUCUUUCAUUCAGAAGGAUCCAUCCUGUGUUGUUGAUUUCUUCCCAGAUCUCUGCCGUCUCCUCUCAGAUCCAGAUCUUUCCAUAGUUAAUGCAGUUGUUUGCACAUUUACAACUCUCCUCAAGAACCAACUCAACAUCCGCCAGAUUUGUGACCUCCUCGGUGAUCUUACACGUGUUGCACAGGUUAUUGUCACUAACAACGUAAAGAUCGAAUAUUCUCAUCAGAAGAUGAGCGCACCAUUCAUAUUAGUCAACAUAUACAGACUUAUACAGAAGAUUGCCGCCAACAUGACAGGAAUCAAUGACCAAAUUGAGCCAUUAAUCACUCAAACAUUGCAAUCAGGAAAUCUUGAGUCUCCUGCAUCAGCAUCUGUACUCUACGAAGCCUUAAGAACAGCAAUUGCACUUGAUCUUACAGAAAUCCCUCAACUUAAAGGUGCAAUUUCGUUAUUCAUGAGUUCUAGAGAACAGAACUACAAAUACAUUGGUUUAUCACUUCUCACAGCCAUUCCUGACUUUGCUGCUGAAUUCCAGUCGACAAUCAUUGAUUGCCUCGAACAUCCUGAUCCAAGUAUCAGAUUGAUCACAUUGAAUCUCCUCCACAACAUGGCAUCAGAUGACAAUGCACAGAUCAUUGUUAUCAACAUGUUGAAAUUCUUCCAGCGCACAAAGAAUGAAAUCAUCAGACGUGAUCUUUCUGAUAGAAUCACUGACAUCGCAUCAAAAUUCUCUCCAUCACCAAUUUGGUUUGCAAAGACAAUGGAACAAUUAUUUGCAAUUGGAGGUGAUUUUGUUCGUCCUGAAGUUGCAUUCCAAGUCAUGAAGAUCAUUGAUGAAGAAUGCGAUGAAGAAAUGAGGAGAUCAAUUGUCAAUCUUUAUUUGGAUGUCGCUCAAUCAUCUCGUAGAUUAUCUGAUGUCUUUGUAACAGUAAUUUCCCAUGUCAUUGGAAAUUACGCUGAAUUAUCCGAUGAAUACGAUUUAUCCUUCAUUAUUUUGUUAUUAUGUGAUUUGGCUGAUGGAUAUGACAAUCCAAGAGAAUGGGUUUUGAACGCUAUUCUCAAGUUGUUACCAAAGAUUGAAGAAGUUCCACAAGAAGUAUUAGAUGUAUUUGAGAACUACAAACAAUCUAGAUCCAUCAUUGUUCAGAACAUCUGUUACGAAGCAUUGCAAUUGUUGAAUUUCAGAGAAUCAUUGAACAUCGUUUUAUCAAUGAAUGAAGAAGAAGAUCCACAGUUAUCAUUCCUCGAUGACUUUGUCAACGAAGCAAUUGCAAAUGGUGGCCGUCAAUACAUUCCUAUUGAUGACAGAGACACAGAUAUCAUUGUUACAAACAAGCCAACACUUAUUUACACUCAAUAUCCACAUAACACACCAGGAAAUGUUUAUUCCUCUGAUGGUGUCAAUUCAGGACCAGUUUCAACACAAGUUGAAGAAGACACAACAACAUUGAAUGUCUCAGGUGUUGCUGCUGUUUGGAGUAACGAAGGAUUGGUUGUACAAACAACAGAACAAGAAGCAACACCAGCAGGAUAUGCUUCUCCUGAUAACACUUACAGACCAGAAGAAACAUAUUCAUCUCCAUCAAAGAAACCAUCAAUGUUCGCUAAAUUGUCUGUCGCAGGAAAGAAGAAUCAAAACAGUGAACAAGAGAAGAAAGACAAACUCGCAGCUUCUAUUUUCAAAGGUUCUAAACCAAUUGCUAAGAAGCCAAUUUCUAAACAAGCUCCUUCUUCUCCACAACAACAACAACAACAAAUUCAACAACCUGUUUCUCCUGUUAAAGUUGAAUUGUCUCAACAACAAAUACAAAAUAUAGAAAUUGCAACACAAGAGUUGCAAAAUCCUCCUCCACAACAAAUUAUUGAAUUCUCUCAGUCAGGAAUUUCUCCGAAACCUGUAUUUGAAGAUGAAAUGAUUAAAGUUAUCGCAUGCGCAAACCAAGGAAAGAUAUUAGUUGCAGUAAUGAACGCAACAUCGACACCAAUUGGAGACUUCAAGUUAAGUAUUGAUGGACCAGAAGUUCUCAACAAAGAUGUUGUUUCUCAGCCACACACAAUUAACUGCAUCCCACAACAGAACGCUGUUACGAUGUUGGCAACUUAUUCAUUCCCUAAGACAAUGAAGGGAUUCCCACAGUUCAAGUUCGCUGCAAACAUCCAAUACAAUGGAAAGAACAUCAAUGUUCCAUUACCAGCCAAUUUGUUGUCAUUCAUCGCUCCACAACAGGCAACAACAGCUGAAUUCGGAGCUGCUUGGAAGUCUGGUGGAAGUGAAAUUGUCUACUCAUUGCCAAGAACAGAAGGAUUGACAAUUGAUGAGAUUUCUAAGUUGAUGAAUACUCUUGUAGGAGUUAAAACAGUUCAGAGAAUUGGCCAGGAAGAGAUCUUCAUGGGAUUGUUGGUUUCCACACCAUUCAAGAUCUUGAUCCACGUCAAGUUUGGCGCUCAAAAAAUUGAUAUCAAGGUCUUAACAAAGGCUCAGCCACUCACUGCUUCUCUCGUUAACGACCUCAAGACAAUCUUCGCUUAA
Trichomonas vaginalis G3 is the source of this 2931-nucleotide messenger RNA. Its product is annotated as adaptin, alpha/gamma/epsilon family. Gene Ontology annotation, biological process: intracellular protein transport; clathrin-dependent endocytosis. The record is from RefSeq and is a predicted model, not a curated record. Gene Ontology annotation, molecular function: clathrin-cargo adaptor activity. The transcript has a single exon. Gene Ontology annotation, cellular component: membrane coat; AP-2 adaptor complex; AP-4 adaptor complex. NCBI's taxonomy places the organism in Eukaryota, Parabasalia, Trichomonadida, Trichomonadidae. Bases 1 to 2931 code for a protein of 976 amino acids.